AUGAAGAACCUUUCAUUGUUCUCACUGGCAGCCCUGGCGGCUAUCCCCAAUGUGUCCGCUCAUUAUUUCUUCCCCCAUUUUAUCGCCAAUGGCAACUACACCGGUUUUUACGAGUAUGUCCGCGAAGACACGCAGAACUUUAUGCCCAUGAAGGGUCAGUACUCAAACAACGACUUCCGCUGCAAUACUGGUUCCCAAGACUUCGCCAGCAAGACGGGUGUCUAUAAAGUCAAAGCGGGUGAUGAAAUCGGUUUCGGGACGGACUUCAACGCCCUCAUCCAACACCCAGGUCCUCUCCAGGUCUACAUGUCCAAGGCCACCGGCGAUGUGCGCGACUACGAUGGAUCGGGUGACUGGUUCAAGAUCUACGAGCUUGGUCCUGAAAAAUUCUCCAGCGAUGGAAUCACCUGGGGUGCAACCGAUACAGCAAAUUUCACUUUCACACUGCCUAAAGAGGUUCCUGCGGGUCAAUAUCUGGUUCGAAUUGAGCACAUCGGUCUCCACGGGGCGGGUGAGUGGGGUAAUGCGGAGUUUUUCUUCAAUUGUGCACAGAUUGAGGUGGAGAGUGACAGCACGGCUACUCCAGGUCCGGUGGUUCAAAUCCCAGGCGUCUACGAUGGUAAUGAGCCUGGCAUUCUUUUCUAUAUGUAUCGUCCUUGGAUCGUGAACUACACGAUGCCUGGACCAAAGCCGUUCCCUGAUCAGGCAUUCGCCAAUGUCAAGGCUUCGGGUGUUAGUGUUGCUCCCACUGUUACGCCUUGGACCUUGCCUGCUGUGACACGCUACCCUUCAUCUGUCUCUGAUUUGUACGCCACCCCGCCCACCUCGGCCACACCAAUCAAAACGAGUUCUUUCGGAACUCCUUCUGUCUCUUUAUCGAGUACCCCAUUGCCGGUUACAAGUGAGCAAUCUACUAGCAGCUCCGCCAAAAUUGAUGUCGUCGCCAAUCCGAGUGCAGAGGUUGGAAGCACGCUGUCCGCAGAUGCUACCAGCUCAAUCACCAGUGAAGCAUUAUCGGUCACUUCCAGCGACAUUUGUGGACCUCCUGUUACGGUGACUAUGCACACAACUGUAACCGUCCCUUCUGCGCAGCUUAGCUGUGCUUCCUUCACCGUGACUACGACCACUACCACUACCAUGACUAUUUUGCCAGCGGAUACCCUAACGCCUUGA
Messenger RNA from Penicillium expansum, 1173 nucleotides. RefSeq names its product Glycoside hydrolase, family 61. The record is from RefSeq and is a predicted model, not a curated record. The coding region runs from base 1 to 1173 and encodes 390 amino acids. Lineage: Eukaryota; Fungi; Ascomycota; Eurotiomycetes; Eurotiales; Aspergillaceae. The transcript has a single exon.